AUGCACGACCUGUCAGACUCCCCCGUGGCAAUGGUGUCCAUGGUCACAACGUUCAUGCCCUGGCCAAGGACGAACCGCGUGAGCCGCUCCAACCCUGGUGCAUGGCUCGUCCUCCGCCUGGCCGGCGACAGUGCUUGGGAGCCCAUGGGCUCGCCUCAAGUGAUGGCGCGAGCGCAACGUCGUAGAAAAGUAUUUACAAAUGCACCUACAAUUUUCUCCUUCCCGGAAUACGUUUGCUCGGCCCCUCUCUUGACGCUUCGCCGCCGACCAUGGAGAUGGAACCGCCCGGCGGCUCCCGUUGCCAAGAAGAGGAGGACGGGUUCACCUGAGAGCCUGGGACCGGAGGAAUUCUCAGCCCUGUUCCCGCGCGCGGCGCACCCACCGCAGCCGCCGCGGGACGCGCCCUACCCCAAACCUACAAGUGAAUCCGAAGAAUCCCACGGCCAAGAACCACCGCACGGUGCCGGAGGAGAAGCGGAGGAACUUGUCGACCACAUCAGCCGCCUCCCAAACGCCGUCCUCGGCGAGAUCAUCUCCCUCCUCCCCACCAAGGACGCCGCCCGCGCCCAAACCCUCGCCUCCCGGUGGCGCCGACUCUGGCUCUGCGCCCCGCUCAACCUCGACUGCAGCGGCCUCCCGGCCGACGAUGAGGUUCUCGCCGGCCUCAUCUCUGGGAUCCUCGAGGCGCACCCCCCCCCCCCCGCCUCUCCGCGCCCGUGCUCCACCUCCACCGCUGCCCCGUGGCGGUCGACGUUUGGCUCCGGUCCCCGGCUCUGGAUAGCCUCCAGGAGCUCGAAUUCGACGUUGGUGAAUUGCUCUACGCGCGGACGCCAGAGGUGUCGCUGCCGGCCUCCGCCUUCCGGUUCUCGGCCACCCUCCGUGUUGUCACCAUCAGCAAAUGCCGCCUCCCGGACGGCGCGAUGGAAGCGCUUCUCUUUCCCCAGCUCCGGCAACUCGGGCUUGAAAGAGUUGAGAUCUCGGAGGGGUCACUGCACAGCUUCAUAGCUAACUGCCCUGUCCUGUAGUGCUUGCUGCUCAACGGCAGCUAUGGCUUCCGUUCCAUACGGAUCAACUCCCCUAGCCGUGUAAGCAUUGGCUUGUACGUCUAUUCAGAGGAACUCAAUCAACUCAUCAUUGAGGAUGCCCCUUCGCUUGAAAGGUUGCUCCAAUUUGAGUAUUGUAUUGCCACAUGUAUCGGUGAUUUCGGCACCCAAACUGGAGACCUUGGACUACCUUUAUAAUCGUGAUUACAACUCCAAA
Messenger RNA from Phragmites australis (common reed), 1260 nucleotides. RefSeq lists its product as uncharacterized. NCBI's taxonomy places the organism in Eukaryota, Viridiplantae, Streptophyta, Magnoliopsida, Poales, Poaceae. The transcript is spliced from 2 exons. The coding region runs from base 1 to 1005 and encodes 334 amino acids. The record is from RefSeq and is a predicted model, not a curated record. Gene Ontology annotation, molecular function: protein binding.